AAGAAUUUCCGGUAAAAAACUGUAUUCUCCACUCUCUGUUCCAUUCUAUAAAUACCCCUCACAUCUUCUCCCCCUUUUCCCCUCUCCCCUUCAACCUUUUUUCUCUUCUCUCUGCGUUUCUUCACCCUUUUCUCAGAGCUCUCUGCAUUUCACGAGCCUGUGCCGAACAAUGUCAGCUUUCAGGGAGGACGAUCCACGUAUCGACGGCAUUCAAUCCAGAAUCCGCGUCGUCCCUGACUUCCCUAAACCGGGAAUAAUGUUCCAGGACAUCACUACACUGUUGCUGGAUCCCAAAGCCUUUAAAGACACCAUUGAUUUGUUUGUCGAGCGCUACAAAGGCAAGAAUAUCUCCAUAGUUGCCGGAAUGGAGGCUCGGGGGUUUAUAUUUGGUCCGCCAAUUGCGUUGGCAAUCGGGGCAAAAUUCGUUCCCUUGCGCAAGCCGAAGAAACUGCCAGGUAAGGUUUUGCGACAAGAGUAUGACUUGACGUAUGGAAGCGAUUGUCUUGAGAUGCACGUUGGGGCAGUAGAAGCUGGAGACCGAGCUUUGGUGGUUGAUGAUCUGAUUGCUACGGGUGGCACUAUCUGUGCAGCUAUGGAUUUACUCGAGCGUGCUGGGGCUGAAGUGGUCGAAUGUGCAUGUGUGAUCGAAGUUCCAGAGCUAAAGGGCCGGGAUCGGUUGAAUGGGAAGCCGUUGUACGUUCUGGUGGAGUGGCAGUAGCGGCCGCUAAGGCUGGAAUGCUGCAAGAGAAAACCGUGAUUAGAGACGGGCUGGCUGUCGUAUUGUCUGCAGAUUUCUUUCAUUGUAUCUCUUGCAUCCAUCCCUGAGUAUGGAUUUUCGAAGACCUCAAAUCUGUGUUUUACAUUACAUUAUUUGAUGAUGAGGAGGGUAGGAAAACAUUGGAUAUGUUGGUGAAUGUUUUUUUAAGAACAAAUUAAACAUCCUCAAAAUAUUUGUCCAGUUUCAUCCUUUUCAUGGAUUAUUAUUUGUAUUGCAACUUCUCUGUCAAAGGGAUGAGUUAAGUUUGAAUAUUUAUUCUAUUGAUUUAUGGUUUAAA
This is a messenger RNA of Ipomoea triloba (trilobed morning glory), 1055 nucleotides long. Its product is annotated as adenine phosphoribosyltransferase 4-like. Gene Ontology annotation, biological process: adenine salvage. NCBI's taxonomy places the organism in Eukaryota, Viridiplantae, Streptophyta, Magnoliopsida, Solanales, Convolvulaceae. Gene Ontology annotation, molecular function: adenine phosphoribosyltransferase activity. The transcript is spliced from 6 exons. Bases 170 to 718 code for a protein of 182 amino acids. Gene Ontology annotation, cellular component: cytoplasm; cytosol. The record is from RefSeq and is a predicted model, not a curated record.